Molecule: messenger RNA, 2112 nt
Organism: Lodderomyces parapsilosis
Lineage: Eukaryota; Fungi; Ascomycota; Pichiomycetes; Serinales; Debaryomycetaceae
Exons: 2
Coding region: 1-2112 (703 amino acids)
Cellular component (GO): mitochondrion
Source: RefSeq, a predicted model, not a curated record
AUGAUUUUUGAGAUUUUGAAACAUCAGGCGAGGAUCACCGCUUUUAAAUCGGUCAUAAGACAAAUUCCACUAAGGCGACAACUUCACCAAACGGUUCGUACUCCACCUACAAGAUAUGGCACCAAGGUUUUCAUCGGGUUAGGUGCGGGUGUCUCGCUUCUAUCACUUGGCUACAAUUCGCAAGUUCAUAAUGAUGUGCAUGCUAUGGACACCUCAAUUCAUGAAUUAACACCGAUAAGCACAGCUGAUACGUAUGAAAGUGGAUUAUAUCAAGCAUCGCAAAAGGAAGAAUACGACCAAUACGACGCAUAUAGAAAAAGCAAAACCCAACAUCCGUCGAUACUUGUGAGAACUUUAUACAAAACAAUGUUCUUCUUACAGGAUUACCUCAUUGAUCCAAUUGUUACAUUUUCCCGAUUUAUAGAAUUAUCUUGUUUGUUUUUGCCGGUGUUAUUGUCUAGCCCUAUAUGCUGGUUUGGAAGGAAACAUCGAAAUGCGGAUGGUGUUUUAGUUCGAACUGGUGCCACGCUUUGGUAUCGCUAUCUCCGUUGGUCUGCUGAGCAAGCUGGUGCAUCAUUUAUCAAAUUGGGUCAAUGGGCAGCCAGUAGAACUGAUAUCUUCCCACAAGAAAUGUGUGAUGAAUUAGCAACAUUGCACAGUCACGCAAAGGCCCAUAGUUUCCAUCAAACAAAAAAGAUUCUUGAAAAGAGUUUUGGCGGGUUGCCAUUUAACCAAAUUUUUGAUGAAUUUGAUGAAAAGCCAGUUGGUGUUGGUGCCAUUGCUCAAGUAUAUAUCGCAAAACUUUCGAAAAAGGCAUUGAAUCAAGCAGCCAAGCAAGAAGCUGAGAUUCAACAAAGACUCAAACACAAAGACAAGGCCCAUGAACCACAAUUUUUUGAAAAUUUGAUUGUUACUGAAAACUUGGAUUCAAAUGAACGCGUGGCAAUUAAAGUGUUACAUCCCAAAGUGGAAAUCAAUAUCAAUCGAGAUUUGAAAAUUAUGAAGUUUUUUGCUGACUUUAUCAACAUUAUACCAACAAUGGAAUGGUUGUCGUUACCUGAUGAAGUUGAGCAAUUUUCAAUUUUGAUGAGGUUACAAUUGGAUUUGAGAAUUGAAGCAUUAAAUUUGGCCAAAUUUAGAGAAAAUUUCAAAAGCAGAUUGGAUAUCCAUUUCCCCAAACCAUAUUUAAGUUUCACCACUAGAGAUGUGUUGGUGGAAGAGUACAUUUAUGCCAUCCCUUUGAGCAAAUUAUUAUCAUUGACUGACAAUUUUGGCAAGAAUUUGUCCAAGGAAAUUAGUGAUAAAGGAUUGGAUGCAUUUUUGAAAAUGUUGAUUUUAGAUAAUUUUGUUCAUGCUGAUUUACAUCCGGGAAACAUGAUGGUUAGGUUUUAUAAAAAUGAGCAUUUUAAACAUGAAAAGGAGUACAAGAUUGUCAAGACUUCGAAUGAACAAGAAACAAACAAGAUCACCGAAGAGUUGAUGAAAUUGGGUAACAAUCAAACUGCGUGGUGUGAAAAGUUGGCUCUGCUUUAUGAGCAUGGAUAUCAUGCCGAGAUUUGCUUUUUGGAUGUCGGUUUGGUUACUGAAUUGAACCAUACCGAUAGAGUCAACUUUAUUGACUUGUUUAAAGCUCUUUCUGAGUUUGACGGUUACAAAGCUGGUGAAUUGAUGAUUGAGCGAUCAAGGACUCCCGAAACAGCAAUCAAUAAGGAGAUAUUUGCAUUAAAAGUGGAGAAGUUGGUUGAUAGGAUGAAACUGCGUACAUUCACACUCGGUACAGUUAGUAUUGGUGAUUUGCUCGAUCAAGUAUUGAGUAUGGUUCGUAAUCAUCAUGUUCGUAUGGAAGGUGAUUUCGUGUCGGUGGUUGUGGCAAUUUUGUUGUUGGAAGGGAUUGGAAGACAAUUGGAUCCGAAAUUGGAUCUUUUCCAAAGCUCAUUGCCUGUUUUGAGAAAACUUGGAGUACUGAAGGAAGGAAGGGAGAUUUUGAGGGAUGAAAAUAGUUUGAGUAUGAUGAAGAUUUGGUUGGCUUUGGAAGUGAGACAAUUCAUCAACGCUUCCAUCCAGGAUAUACACAGUUUGGUGAAGGCGGAUAUGUUGAGUCCAAAUGUGUAA